Molecule: messenger RNA, 636 nt
Organism: Meloidogyne enterolobii
Lineage: Eukaryota; Metazoa; Nematoda; Chromadorea; Rhabditida; Meloidogynidae
Source: the annotation of a GenBank genome assembly
CCUCAAUUCUCAACGUCUGUUAAAUUUUAUGACCCAAACUUUCAGGAAUCCACAUUGUUUGACAGAUUUCACCUUUCAUCAGAACUUUUCUUGUCAGAACUUCGACUUCUUUUAUACCAUUGUUUUGGCUUGCUUUCACUCUUGAUUACAUUAUUUUUCUACAAUUGUUUUGUUUUUUUUUGUUGAGGAUUGAUUGUCUAUGACUUUGCCACUUUUACUACUUUUAUAAAUAAAAAAUAUAAUAUUAAGUAGAUAAGUUAAAUAAUUUAUCGCACAAAAAACAAUAGUAUGCUUAUACAAAUUUAUUCAAGGCUGUAUCUUCUUCUAAUCCAUCCACUUUAUAUUUUUUAUUUUUUAUUAUUUUCUUUUAAUAUUUUUGAAGAGCUAAAUAAUAUAUCCACUCUUCAAAUAUACUUUUAUUUCAUCUUCUAUUCUUCCCCAACCCUCAUAAAAACUAAGCUUUGUUUUAUUGUCAUCUUCUUAUAUUUAUACUAACAUUUGUCAACCUCUCCUUAUUCUUAGCUUUAGUAGAAAUUUUUUUUAUGUUAAUAGACAUUCCUCAUAAAAUUUCAGAAAAAAAUUUAAAAAAUCCACGAUUCAACAAUAAAAAACCGCAAACAAGUAAAUUCCAAAAAA